Molecule: messenger RNA, 1482 nt
Organism: Trypanosoma rangeli
Lineage: Eukaryota; Euglenozoa; Kinetoplastea; Trypanosomatida; Trypanosomatidae
Exons: 1
Coding region: 1-1482 (493 amino acids)
Cellular component (GO): cytosol
Source: RefSeq, a predicted model, not a curated record
AUGGAGAAGAUUGUCCGUACAGUGUACCGGCAACUCUACAAGAAGGCUGCUAGUGUCGACAAGGACAUCGCGUUGCGGUCUGUUUUGACGUGUUCGCCGCAGCGGGUGUAUGAUCAUCGCCGCGGGGUGUGGGUCGCGUUUGAUGUGGCGAAGCAGGCAGGAUGGCCAGAGUCCCGCAUCUUCCUCGACAGCCUCAUUCGUAGACUGAAUCGCGGCUGCGAGUUCUACAUACCACAGAAUGGGUGCGACGCUGACGGCAGGUCUGGCAGUGACAGUGAUAGAGGUGUCGCCGACGGCGGCCGCAGCGGCAGCGGCGGGAAUGAAUCCUCCCUCUCACUUCUGCAGGUCCUUCGGAAGUCCUUUGAGGAGACGCCGUUUUCAAUUACUCAGAUGAAUAACGCAUUUGCGGCAUUGAAGGAACUUGCGUAUGUGACGGAAAUGGCGUCAAAGCACUACGGUUCAGGAGUGUUGCCGCCCCAGGAAGCCAAAACGCUUCCGACACCCAAUCUCACAGUGGUAGACAAAGUGGAGGGGAUGCACAACGUGUCCCUCACAAAAGGGCUAUCGGAUGUGUUGGAGCGGCUUACUGGUGACCAGCGAGGCAUUCCGAGCCGCACCUCCGAGAAGGAUGUGCGUGUAAAGGAGGAGAGUGAAAACGUGGCAGGGAAGGACGACGAUGACGACGAGGGAGAGGAGCAUGAAAACGGGGCUGCAGCUUUGUCUGGCAAGAAGCCAAAUAAAACACCCUUUGACACACCAAACUCAGUUCACAUGCUUUUGGCACAUCCCCAGCUGUACGACUUUUUCCGUUACAGCGUCAUGAUAGUUAUCCGUUCCACCCCAAAUGACUCUGCAGCUUGUGUGCUGAACAAGCCGCUGGAAAAUGAUGAGGGCAUGCCGAUGCCUGUGAAUGCCACGAUCCGUCUGAACCACGUUCAUCCUAUUUUUGGCAAACAUCUUGCGAAUCACACGGUGAUGAUUGGAGGCCCUGUUAGCCGCGGCUCCUUUGACUCGAGCAUUCUCUUGCUGCAUCGCAUUCCAGAUGUGGAAGAUGCGAUCCCAAUUUCCCACUCGCUGUGGGUGGAUGGGAACUACGACGUGCUGCAGAAGAAGCUUGAGGACGGCACCGCCGACGCGAAUGACAUCAUUGUGAUUUGCGGCUUUAGUGGAUGGGGAGGGGAACAACUUGCGGGGGAGAUACGCUCCGGCACGUGGGUUGUGGCGCGCGGCAGCACCGACGAUCCCGCGAUGGAUGACUUUAUCUUUGCACUUGCAAGAUACACCGGGGCCCCGUCUAUUGCAGCCGCACCACAACCAUCGCUGUCCUCAUCGGAAAUAAAAGCCACGCAGAUGUCGUCAGCGGGACAAAACCGUAAUCGAGGUGUUGCGGUGUGGUCGUGGGCCUACAACGCGCUUGGGUCACCAUACACGGAUCUUGCUCGGAAUCAGAAGCCCCUCAUGCAAGGACCACAAGAUAAGUAG